Molecule: messenger RNA, 1218 nt
Organism: Telopea speciosissima
Lineage: Eukaryota; Viridiplantae; Streptophyta; Magnoliopsida; Proteales; Proteaceae
Product: glucan endo-1,3-beta-glucosidase 12-like
Exons: 3
Coding region: 1-1158 (385 amino acids)
Biological process (GO): carbohydrate metabolic process
Molecular function (GO): hydrolase activity, hydrolyzing O-glycosyl compounds
Source: RefSeq, a predicted model, not a curated record
AUGUCGAAAAUUGUGGUUUUCAUCCUUUCCCUUCUUUCUCUGCUAGGUUGUAGCGAUGCAGGUGAAGAAUCAAUCGAACCAUUGAACAUCCUUGAUCCAUCUCCCAUGAUCCUUCAAAGCUUGUCUCACACUGAUGUCCCUGUUGCUGUCUCCGUGAGUGAACGCCAUCUUUAUGAGAUUUCUUCUAGCAUUUUAAUGGCAGAAAGCUGGGUCAGGACCCAUGUUCUGGCCUACUUCCCUUCGACCAAAAUCAGCACCAUUGUGGUGGGAAAUGCUGUCCUCUGCAACAGAGAUCAUGAAGAGAAUUGGGGUUUGAUUCUGCCAGCUCUGAAGAACAUUUUCUACUCCCUCGUCAGAUGGGGCUUGGAGAAAGAAAUCAAGGUGUCGGCUUCCUUUUCUGGUGACUGUUUAAAUCUAAAUUCCGACACAUUUAGAGAUGAACUAACCGCGAAUCUUAUCAGUCCUCUGUUAGGUUUUCUUCGGAACUCCAACUCAACCUACUGUGUCAGCCCAACUGCAAAUUUUUCUCCAUUGUCAUCUGAAGCUAUAGACUUGGUUUCUGCUCACUUUGAAUCCAUCAAAAAGCUUGUACCAUUCCAGAUGAAUGGGUUUAAUGUCGUCCUCUGCACCCAAGAAAAACAGAGACCCAAGAGCAGGAAGCUCUCAUUCAUGAGUUCCAAUGUUGUCGACCCUUACCCUGCACAUAUGGGAAAAAACCCACAACCCCCAUUAACGGGGAUCGCUCUUCCACCAUCGAAGUCCUUCUCUUUUCCACCAAAGGCCUCUCCUGUGGUUAGCCCCUCGAACCCACCUGAUGCUGUCUCGUUGCCCCCAUGUAUUGCGGUGGACAUGGGAGCGCCAACGCCAGAAACAGGGGAAGUGAAGGGGCUCUGGUGUGUGGCAAAGCCUAGUGUUCCUGCAACUACGUUGGAGGAAGCUAUGGAUUAUGCUUGUAGGGAAGGCGGUGCUGAUUGUGAGGAGAUUAAACCUCAUGGAAGCUGUUAUUACCCCGAUAGAGUUGUCGCCCAUGCGUCUUAUGCUUUCAAUAGUUAUUGGCAGAAGAACAAGAGAAAUGGAGGAACUUGCAGUUUUGGAGGGACUGCUAUGAUCAUUAAUUCAGAUCCAAGUUUUCAGCACUGUAGGUUCAUUCUUAGUUGAGGUUGGAGACUUGUUAGAAGAGAUUUUUGCUGCAAGUUUAUUCAUGGAAGGAGGGGUGGU